AUGGCUCCCUCAUCAGAUUCGGAGGGCGAGAAGCCCCAGGCCACCAUCAAGUCACACGCUGAGGAGCUCAGUGAGGAUGAGCUGCAGAUGCAGGCCAGCCGUCGAGUCGGCAACCCCCUAGCCGGCUUCGAUGCUGAGAAGCUAUCCAACAUGGGUUACACGUAUUGUACAUCGCAUGGCAUCACUGAUGAGGAGGACGUACGGGCCUUCCGUCUUGGUGCCGUUCUUGCGGGUUACCCCGAGGACUAUCAGACGAUCGAGGGAUUGACUGAUAUUGAGCGCGAAUCUGCUGGGAAAGAGAUUACCCAGAAAUGGAAGUCCAUCCCAACCAAGCUUUGGUUCGUCGUUUUUGUCUGCUCCCUCUGUGCCGCCGUCCAGGGUAUGGAUGAGACCACCGUCAACGGCGCUCAGGUCUUCUACAAGGAGGCCUUCGGCAUCGCGAACAAGGACAAACUACGCGACGCCCUGAUCCUCGGCCUGACCAACGGCGCCCCGUAUUUGUGCUGUGCCCUUCUCGGUUGCUGGCUGACCGCCCCCUUGAACAACUGGUUCGGUCGCCGCGGUACCAUUUUCCUCUCUUGUCUCAUCUCCGCGGCCGCCUGUAUGGGCCAGGCUCUCACCAACGACUGGAAGACCAUGUUUGCUGUUCGUCUCGUCCUCGGUCUCGGUAUCGGUCCCAAGUCAGCCACGACGCCCAUGUACGCCGCCGAGUGUGCGCCUCCACGGCUUCGAGGUGCCCUCACCAUGCAGUGGCAGAUGUGGACUGCCUUUGGUAUCAUGGUCGGAUUCGCUGUCGAUCUCGCCUUUUACCAAGUCGCUGAUGAGAACCUCAAGUGGCGUCUCAUGCUUGGCUCCACCACCGUCCCCGCCCUCAUCGUCUGCGCCCUCGCCUUCCUGUGCCCCGAGUCUCCUCGCCACUACAUGCGCAAGGGAAAGCACAUGAAGGCCUACCAGGCCAUGUGCAAGAUGCGCAUGACAAAGGUCCAGGCUGCUCGCGAUCUGUUCUACGCCAACGCCCUGCUCGAGGUCGAAGCUCGCAAGGUUGGCAACUCUGGCAACAAGCUCGCCAAGCUGUUCAAGGUCCGCCGCAACAGGAACGCCAUGAUGGCUUCCGAGGUCGUCAUGUUCAUGCAGCAGUUCUGCGGUGUCAACAUCAUUGCCUACUACUCGGCCGAGAUUUUCAUCCAUGAAGGCUUCUCCGUCCCCACCUCCCUCGCCGUGUCUCUUGGCUGGGGCACGCUCAACUGGCUCGGUGCCAUCCCCGCCAUCUUCACCAUUGACAAGUUUGGCCGUCGCCGCCUCCUGCUCAUUACCUUUCCCAUGAUGUUCGCUUGUCUUCUCUGGACAUCGUUCUCCUUCUACUUCCCAUCGCGCGAGGUCAAGAUUGCCUGCGUCACCAUUGGUACAUAUCUCUUCGCCAUUGUCUACUCCCCGGGCGCUGGCCCCGUUCCUUUUACCUACUCUGCCGAGGUCUACCCUCUCGACGUUCGCUCUCUCGGCAUGUCCAUUGCCACCGCCACGACCUGGUUCUUCAACUUUGUCCUGGCUUUCACAUUUCCCAUGCUGCGCAAGGCAUUCACGUCGACCGGCGCCUUCAGCUGGUACGCCGCGUGGAAUCUUGUCGGCUUCUUCCUGACCCUCUUCUUUGUCCGCGAGACCAAGGAGAAGACGCUCGAGGAGCUCGACGGCGUCUUUGACGUGCCCGUCAAGGAGUUCUUCAAGUUUGGCGUCGCCGAGCUCACCUACUUUGGCCGCAGGUGUCUGCUCAUGAACGUCGACGCCCCGACGCCGCCGUACAGGCAGCUCGUCGUCUCGGACGGGCAGCCCAUGGAUGAGGUGCCCGUCCCGUCGUCCAGGGCUUGA
Molecule: messenger RNA, 1863 nt
Organism: Verticillium dahliae VdLs.17
Lineage: Eukaryota; Fungi; Ascomycota; Sordariomycetes; Glomerellales; Plectosphaerellaceae
Product: proton myo-inositol cotransporter
Exons: 4
Coding region: 1-1863 (620 amino acids)
Biological process (GO): transmembrane transport
Cellular component (GO): membrane
Molecular function (GO): myo-inositol:proton symporter activity
Source: RefSeq, a predicted model, not a curated record